AUGGGUGCAAGCGAUUCGAAACUUGUCUUCAAGCAGGGCAUCUUCAGGCUUUCUGAGGAGCGCCAUAUCCCAGCUGAUGAUGAAUACUGGACUUCGUUCUGGCAGUUGCCUGAAUCCUCCGAGGAUGUCUUCAGCCUUUUCUCCCCCGCCGAUAUCCGACGAACUCGCGACAAGGCACUCGAAAAUCUAGAGACAUUGAUCCUAGCAUCAAUAUCCAGACUAGUAUAUCUUAGGCAUCACCCCUCCUUCCCCGACCCAGAGCUUGCUCCGGAAAAGGAUGCUCUGAACUGCAUUCGCGUUCUCACUCGUAUCCUCCCAUAUUUGUACGAGAAGGAAUCCCUCGCCAGCUGGGAGGAAAGGUUUUUCUGGGGUAGACGAAGAAUGAAGACCCGCAAAGCUGUCAUAGCGAACGAGGUCCUAUUCGACGAGGCCCAACAGGAUAAAACGGAGCCAAGCGCCACCAAGACUGAAACAUUUGAGGAUGCGAACCCUUUGGCCGAGGAGCUCAUCGAUAUACUGAUCGAUCUUCUAUUCUUCUCUGGAUUUACUUUGCCUUUGGCACAAGGCGGAAAAUCCAAAGUUACAUAUGCAAUCUGGCAAAGUGGUGUAGGAUGCAACUCGACUGUCGCAACAACCAAAGAAUACGAAAGUAACCGAAGUGAAAUCUUGAGACUCCUUCUGACUUUAGCUGGUCAGAGCAUGUAUAUGACCUCAACCGUCCUACCUGGGAGAGGCGUCCGGGCCCUGACCUACAUGUGCUCUUGUUCUGAUAAGCAGAUCGUUUUGUCAGGCCUCUGUUCGCUCCUGAACACAACGCUCAAGUACAAUCCAGCAACAUGGCGAGUACCUUACAAUUCUCUCGUGUUCAAAGACACAAAACAAAUGCUCGUGACACAUUCGCUACACUUGCUCCUUGCUCUACUACUUUAUCCCAUCCCCGAAAAUGGGUCUUCAGCCCCCUCCAAGAACUACUACCGGCACUAUCUUGGCCGCGUGCAUCGGCCGCAGGAUUUCCAAUUUAUUGUGGAUGGGAUGACGAGAAUCCUCAACCAGCCACUACAGGAGAAAUCGUCCUAUCUACCAGGAGCCCAGAAUUCUGGUGACUUUGCGCCUGAGAUCAUCAUGCUUUUUUGGGAGAUUACGCAGUGCAACAAGAGGUUUCGCUCCUUCAUCAUUGAUACAGGUUGUGCUCACGAUCUUAUUAUUCUGGCAUUGUUCUAUGCUUUGGAAAACAAAAAUGACACAGCAAAGCAUGGCGUUGUCCGGAUGUGCGUCUUUCUCCUCCAGACACUCAGCGUUGAGACUGCAUUCGGUGCAAAUCUGAAUAAGGCCUUCGAGGGGCAGGCCAGUCUACCCGCGUCGAUCCGAAUCAAUGGAUUCCGAGGCACCUAUGCCGACUUUCUUAUUCAAUCCAUCUUCUCACUUAUUACCACUAGCCAGGGGAAAUUAUCAGCUAUCUAUCCGGCACUCCUAGCCAUCAUCAAUAACAUCGCGCCACAUAUCGAGAUGUUGAGUGCCUCCAGCAGCUCACGUCUUCUACAACUAUUUACAUCCAUGUCAUCGCCGAGCUUUCUUCUCGUCAACGAAACCAAUCAUACGCUGUUGCACUCACUUCUUGAAUCCAUCAAUGCUAUCAUUGAGAACAAGUAUCAAGCAAAUCCGGCGCUCAUAAUUGCCCUUUUGAAAAACAAGAAGCGCAUCGAAGCACUGCGGUCAUUCACACUAGAGACUGGGAAAGAAGAAAUGGAACGUCGUCAACGGCUGAAGAAAGAAUCAGGCGGCCAAACGGAUCCAUUUGAAUCUACCUCGUUGAGAAGUUCCACUGACAGUGUUCGGAGCCCAUCUAUCGCUCCAGCACGAACGCCGACACUAGAAAAUGUACCAGAAGACGGAGCGUUCGCUAUCGGCGAUGAUGAUGAAGAUGAUGAUGACGACGAUGACGAUGACGAGGAGGAGGAGAACAGCGAUGAUGAAGACUAUCAACCAACCCCUGUGCAGUCGACGACAAGUGAGAAUGCUUCUCAAGCCUCGUCGGUAGCCGCCACCGAGGACGCAGUACCGACUCAGGUCAGAGGGAUGUCAGAAAAGGCGCGUGGAAAGAUGCCAGCCGGCAUUAAGAUUUCACGUCAGAACAGCUCUACCAGUUUGGGAACAUAUUCGAUCAGUGGGCAGUCUCAAACCGGUGCUUUCGAGCCGUCGGCACAGUGGAUUGAGACCUGGUUACCGGAACUUCCACUUCACACCAUUCUGACGAUCAUCCAACAACUAUCGCCAGUCCUACCCCGCCAGGCCCUAUCGCAAGAAGUGGUCUCUCAGGAGACAUUCCGCCUAAUCAAAGAGACCGAAAUAGUGGGAGUAGACCCAUCGCCAAUUCGAGUGCACUCUUUCGAAUGGUCUCCACUCGCUCUUGGAUGGUAUGAAUCUCUUCUUUGGGGAGUGGUGUUUUCGAGUGAGAUGCAAAUUUCGAGGGGGAAUAUGGGCAUAUGGACCGGCACUGCGAUCAAACUCUUCCGCGUCCAAGAGACGACGCCCACAGGACCAACAUUCACCUCACCGAGAGGCGCAAUUGAUGCGGUCGGUAACAAUAUUGUUUCACGUAUGGGGCAGAUUAAUCUGCGCGGAGGACAACCAAAUGCGGGAGCAAGCAGCCCAACAACUACCAAUAAUAACACGCAAUGA
Molecule: messenger RNA, 2679 nt
Organism: Clonostachys byssicola
Lineage: Eukaryota; Fungi; Ascomycota; Sordariomycetes; Hypocreales; Bionectriaceae
Source: the annotation of a GenBank genome assembly